Molecule: messenger RNA, 174 nt
Organism: Dentiscutata erythropus
Lineage: Eukaryota; Fungi; Glomeromycota; Glomeromycetes; Diversisporales; Gigasporaceae
Source: the annotation of a GenBank genome assembly
UGUACAAGAUAAUGCUUUGCAAAGUGUACAAGAUGAUGCUUCACAAAGUGUACAAGAUGAUGAGUACUUAAGCAAAAGCUUAUUUUUGAUAGAUAAGGCUUCUCAAGAUUCUUUAAUAAAUAAACUUGCCAAUCUUGCAAAUAGUAGUUUAAAAGUUUUGCAAAUUACUGAAUG